Messenger RNA from Ictalurus punctatus (channel catfish), 4181 nucleotides. RefSeq lists its product as uncharacterized. The record is from RefSeq and is a predicted model, not a curated record. Lineage: Eukaryota; Metazoa; Chordata; Actinopteri; Siluriformes; Ictaluridae. Bases 1538 to 3226 code for a protein of 562 amino acids. The transcript is spliced from 5 exons.
AUACGGAGUCUUCUUAAGGAAGACUUUAACGUCCUAAAUAUAAAAAGACCGAUCCGUCCCUCCAGGGUUUUACGAUCGCAGAAAUUAAUCGAGCAAACUGCGAUGUUCCGAGGAGCGCGCGAUUUUUCAGAAUGACCGCAGUUUUGCGUCGAGACGUGUCAUGUGACGUCAUCACCAUGCCUUCUUUGAGUCACGUGCGUGGAACACGAGUACAGCUAAAAGCUCUCAUUUAGCAACAGACUCCACUGCGAAAGAGCGCACGACUAUUACGUGCGUGCGAUUGCGCUUUCGGCGAGUCGAGUCGUUUUCGACUGCACAGUAGGGUAGUACGGAUAUCUGGGCGCAGCCUUAGGGUUAGGGUUAACCCAAGGGUUAGCUAACCCUUACACCUAACCCUAGUCAUGACCAAAAGGAUUCACUGAUUCAACUGAUUCACUUAAUGAAAAUGGAAGGAUUCUCGGUCAUGAAUCAAGAGAUUCACUGACUCAACUGAUUCAAUUAAAAGAAAAAAAGGAAUGAUUCUUGGUCAUGCCUGAAAUGAUUCACCGAUUCAACAUAUUGAGUGAACGAGAGAGGAGUGAAACUCCUAAACGAUGAUAAACGAAACGGUGAACUGAUUCAGCUGUUUCACCGAAUGAGAGAGGAGUGAGUCUUGGGCCUGACAGAAAUGAUUCACUGAUUCAACCGAUUCACUUAAUGAGAAAGGAGCAAAGCUUCGUCCUGACCAGAAAGGAUUCACUGAUUCAACUGAUUUCAACAAAUUCAUUACAGACUGUUGCAAAUAUGAAUCAUAUACAAUUCAAAGUGUACUCACAAUGCAAUACCUAACCCUACAUAAAUAACGAUGAAGGUUGUGUGUGCGUAGAGAAAUGUAGGGCUUUGGCUUUGGCACGUUUUAAUCUUGUGACUCUUUCAAAAUGGCUGAAUAUUUCUCAAACAAAACAUAAUCUAAUCUGGGCUGAUUAAAGGACGAGACACCGUUUGGUUUAUGUAGCAAAGGGAAAUAUUACGAAUUCAGCAGGAAGUACUGAAUUCAAUCCUUAACAGAAGGAAUUCCUUUCCGCUCUCAGACGUCUGAUUCGACCCGAAGAUUCAUACUUUAGAUCAGAAUCUGGGCAUGUUUUCACUUGGGCACACACCGGAAGCCGGAUUAUAUUCUGAAGUGGUGUGAUGGAUUAUGAAAGGGGUUUUAUCAUUCCGUAGAGAAAGCACACCGCCUCUUGUGCUCCUUGUGCUCCUGUCUCUGAGUGUUAUGCAAAAACGGUGUGAAAAUUCUGAAGUUUGAAAGUCAAAUGUGUCCAGUUGUGUACGUGAGCUGGAGGAUGGACACACACACACCCAAACACACACACACACACACACACACACACACACCAUCUACGCAGUCGGUCUGGAGGUCCGGGGUGUGUUGCAGAUCUGUGUACUGUAAUCAUCAAGCAGUUACUCUGUAGAACAUCUGAAGAGCUCAGAAGAUAUCACAGAGUCCUGAGUUUAAGGAACCCGGCCCGUUAGGAGUGCCUGGUUCUCCGGUGUAAUCAUGUUUCCCAUCAUACUUAUUAUGUCAAUAUUAUGUCACGCAGGUCACGCUGUUGACUACGGUACGGACUUUGUCACGGCGUUUCCGGAGAACCUUGCUUACUACUUUCCGGCAAAUCUCGUCCUCAGUCUGAAAAUCACCACCUUCGUCCCUUACACUAAUGUUCAGAUCAUCAGCAACGGUACAGUUAUUAACAGAUCGUCCGUGAGCACCCCGAAGGUGUUCGUUGUGAAUAUUCCUAACUUAGAGGUGAAUCAGAUCGGCUUCUCCUUUAACGCGCUCAGAAUCACCAGCAACUACAAUAUCACUGUGGUUUCAAUGAGCAGUCGAAGAGACAGCAUACAGAUCAACACUGUUCCACCUACAAAUCGUCUGGGAGUGGAAUAUCUGGUCCCUGCCCCUAAUUACAACACGCUCGCUCUCCAGCUGAACAAAUAUAACGAAUCCCGAUUCAUCAGCUCGACCACUGAGCCGACGCAAUUCAGUUUCAGCCUCAUCAUUAUUAACGCAGAAAAUGUUACGAACGUCGUCACCGUGACCCAAACAUCACCUACUCCGGGAAAUGGUGAUAUCAAACUAGACCCAUUUGAGCUGAUCCUGCUGCCAAGCAACUGUUCCUAUUCUAAAGUCUCAUCUUCUGCAAAAGUGGCUGUGAUCAUUACCAGUCCGUGUGUCGACACCCAGAAUUGCAGGUGUAACAUGGUUGCACACCAACUCCUACCAACCAACUUGAUGGGAACUGAAUUCUUCUUCCCUUCCUUGAAAGAUCAACUUCCCUUCACCUUCAGCCAGCUGUUCGUAACGUCAGCCGACAGUGUCGACCUCAGCUCUGGCUCUGAGAAGAAGACUGUCGCAGCUGGUUCCACAGAUCUGCUUCCUUUUUACCCAGAAACCGGAAGCCCAGUCCUCACAACAACGCAGCCAGCGUUCCUCAGCUUAGUCAAUCCUGGCCUCAUAAUCGAUCUCAUACCGAAAAACAUGUUUUCUGGCUGCUACUUGGUACACACCACCUUGCAGUCGCAAUCACAGGUUUUAAUCAUAGUUGAAACGGCCAAAAAAGAAGAACUCCAAAUCACCUCUAAUCCUACGACCACUUCUCCUGGCAGUAGUUUAUCCUGGAAGGAUGUCAGUGGUACAUCGUACUCAUGGGCUUUAACGCCCCCGAACUGUAAGUCAUGCGUUAUUUGGCAUCCUACCUCGCCAAUUGCGGUGUACAUCUUGGAGACGUCGCCUUCGGGGGUGAUUUAUGGAGGGCCGGCGAUUUCUGUAAACGACGAGCCAGACCCCAACGGUUGUGUUGUGGUUCCCAUGGAAUUUGAACUUAGUAACGUCACAAUGAGUUGGAGGGAGGCUCGGGUUCAGUGCAUCAGUAACGGCUUGGCGCUGGUGAGUCCCAACAUCAACUACACACAAAACAAAAUGGCAGCUGCACUUAACAACAUGAACGUGGAAGGUUUUGCGUGGCUUGGCCUCCGACGCAACCUUGUCACCUCUGAGUGGAACUGGCAAAAUGGCGCCAAUUUCGACUUUGCCAACUGGGACAACGGCCAACCAACGGGCAACCUGUGUGUCGGAAUAUGGAUGGAACCGAAUGGGAAUUUCACAUGGCGCAGCAUACGCUGCUGUGAGUCCAUGCAACCCCUGUGUGUCCGAGAUUCGGUCAUCUUCAACAGCGUCGAUUUGAUUUAGUCGAGCACCACCACCACCAGCUCAGGUCCAACCACCAGCUCGUCUAUAGAACUACAGACCAUGCCCGUCAACCAACAUCCAAUCAUCGACGGCAGCUGAAUUAUCUUCUUCAUUUCAUGUUUACUUAAUCACUGUUGAAUGCAACCUACCUUUUUAAUAAUAGAAAGAUAUAAUUGGCUCAAACUGUUAAUCAAACCUAUCAAACAACAACAAAUCAAAUCAAAUCAAACAACAUCUGCUUUCAUCUGCUUCAAACUUUGAGCUAUGAGCCAUUUAUCCUAAGCAUCAUGUAUGCUAACAGUGCUAAUGAGCUAUUUUAACUUCUGCUGUAAUACAAAUUUAAAGAUUGCUGUUUGGAAACUUAAAAGCUACAGUAGCAGCUGAUGCUAACACGUAGCAUUCGCCAUUUCCAACGUAGACAGAUUCGGUGCGUGCAUGGUCAGCCAUGUUCUCAUCCGAAUGUUGAAUUAAACCGUUGCAGACUUUCCAAUAGACAUUUCUGUCUGAGCAAAGUGGAUGAAAUCAGAUGGCGUUGCAUUCGACUAUCUGCUUUAAAUAUCUCUUUCUGUAAUUGUGACAUGCAAAUAAAUAUCGCAAUCAUAUUAUUUACUCAACUAAGGGAAUUUUCCUUACAAUUAUUCUAAGUGUAUUAUACGUUAAUGGAAACUUAGCUUUACCUGUAUCCUGUAAACAUAUGUCCUAUACAUACAUUAUUAUAUGCACAUGUAGAUGUGAAGCAGUUCCACGUUAGCAUCUAAAAUACAACCUACUUAUAGUUUAACACUACAGAUCAUUUUAGUCCUAGCCGGCUUUUUACUGUAGCCAUAGUUUAUAUUUUAAAAAAAAUGAAUAAAAAAGUCUUUGUCUGUCCUCACUGUAUAUUAAGGAAUAUGUAUGCUGUAAUAAAGGGGAAUGAAUCUACAAUAUAAGAAUAAAUAAUGUCUGGGUAAUUUGU